GAACGUAAGUGUCCUGCGAAGUGAAAAAUUCCAGUUCGAAGCGAACGUUCCAUUCAAACGGCAUUGAAGCUUGCUUUGAGGGAUUCAUUGCUUUCUACUCGGGUAGGGAGCAACGAACAAUGUGAGGGGCCAUUUCAAACCAUUGUUUUCAUGCACGGAGCUCACUUUUAACGAGCUGAUUAUUAGAAUCAGGCAGUGACGUGACCAACAAUCCAGGAAAUGUCAGCCAUGGAUCUGCUUCACCUUUACGAGUGGCUCGAUUUGACGACAAUUUUGAUAUUUUCGUGUGUGUUUUUAUUGUUAAGUGAUUAUUUUAGAAAUAAAGCGCCGAAAAAUUUCCCUCCCGGACCGUGGUCUUUACCGAUUAUUGGAAACGUUCAUCAUAUCGACCACACAAAGAUUCAUCUUCAGUUUUUAAAGUUUGCGAAAAAAUAUGGCAAGCUUUUUAACAUUAGGCUUUUUGGAACAAGAAUUGUUGUGCUGGAUGGAUAUAAACUCGUGAAGGAGGUGUAUUUACAACAAGGUGACAACCUUGCUGAUCGACCCAUAUUACCUUCAUUUUAUGACAUCACUGGAGACAAAGGUUUAAUUGGUGCCAAUGGGUAUAAAUGGAAGCAUCAGAGGAGAUUUGCACUUUCAACUCUUCGGACAUUUGGAUUAGGAAAGAAAAGCCUGGAGCCGUCCAUGCAUCUUGAAUGUACCUUUCUGAAUGAGGCAUUUUUGAAUGAACAAGGUCGACCUUUUGACCCUCGCUUACUGCUGAACAACGCUGUCUCAAAUGUGAUCUGCACCCUUGUGUUUGGUAAUCGUUUUGAGUACAGCGACAAUGACUUCCAGACUCUGUUGAAGAACAUCAAUGACGCUUUAUAUCUAGAAGGAAGCAUCUGGGCUCAACUUUACAACUCCUUCCCAUGGCUCAUGCGGCGAGUGCCUGGACCACACCACAAAUUAUUUCUUCUGUUGAACAAGGUGAUUAACUUUGUUCGAGAGAAAGUGAAUGCACACAGAGUGGAUUAUGAUGCAUCAAAUCCUCGAGACUACAUUGACUGCUUCCUCGCUGAAAUGGAAAAACUUAAAGACGACACAGCCGCUGGGUUUGAUGUGGAGAACUUGUGCAUCUGUGCUCUGGAUCUGUUUGUAGCGGGAACUGAGACCACCUCCACCACUCUGUACUGGGGUCUUCUCUACAUGAUAAAAUAUCCUGAGAUACAGGCCAAAGUCCAGGAGGAGAUUGAUCGUGUUGUGGGAGGGUCACGGCAGCCAUCUUUAUCUGACAAGGACAACAUGCCCUACACCAACGCUGUUAUUCAUGAGAUACAGAGAUUUGGAAAUAUCGUCCCAUUAAAUGUGUUUCGAAUUACUGUAGAAGAUACUCAGAUAGGAACAUACUCUAUUCCAAAGGGCACACCAGUGAUUGGCAGUUUGACAUCAGUGCUGUUUGAUGAGUCUGAGUGGGAGACGCCUCACUCUUUUAACCCGGGUCACUUCCUGGAUGCUGAGGGCAAAUUUAGGAGAAGAGAUGCCUUUUUACCUUUUUCUCUAGGAAAGAGAGUGUGUCUAGGGGAGCAGCUGGCACGGAUGGAGCUGUUUCUUUUUUUCUCUUCUCUGCUUCAGCGCUUAACUUUCUCUUCACCAGAUGGAGUGGAGCCGAGCUUGGCUUUUAGAAUGGGGGGAACUCACUGUCCCCAGCCAUAUGAGCUGCGUGCAGUGCCACGCUAAUAUAACAAAAAAAAAAAAUGCGAAUAAGUCACCGCUUUUAGCCCUGUUUGCAAAUUAUUGUAAUAGUAAUUUUCAGUCAUUUAAAAAAAAAAAAAAAAAAAAAAAAAAAAAGUAUUUGACAGGUGGCUUUGGUGUUGAUUAUGAAAUGAAUUUGUGUCAUCAGAAAAUAAAUAAUUAGUAGAAAUAAACAAAACGUAUGUUUUGUAA
This is a messenger RNA of Puntigrus tetrazona (Sumatra barb), 1926 nucleotides long. Its product is annotated as cytochrome P450 2J4-like. Gene Ontology annotation, molecular function: heme binding; oxidoreductase activity, acting on paired donors, with incorporation or reduction of molecular oxygen, reduced flavin or flavoprotein as one donor, and incorporation of one atom of oxygen; iron ion binding. The record is from RefSeq and is a predicted model, not a curated record. Gene Ontology annotation, cellular component: cytoplasm; intracellular membrane-bounded organelle. NCBI's taxonomy places the organism in Eukaryota, Metazoa, Chordata, Actinopteri, Cypriniformes, Cyprinidae. Bases 220 to 1719 code for a protein of 499 amino acids. Gene Ontology annotation, biological process: xenobiotic metabolic process. The transcript is spliced from 10 exons.